Messenger RNA from Gryllus bimaculatus (two-spotted cricket), 1551 nucleotides. The record is from the annotation of a GenBank genome assembly. Lineage: Eukaryota; Metazoa; Arthropoda; Insecta; Orthoptera; Gryllidae.
AUGGUACCUAGAGAGGCAUUCAGACCGCUAUUAUCUGAAAAAGGACAUACUUUUCGGGCUUUUCAAGAUGCAUCCAUUGGGGCGUCUGCAUACCAAAUACGUCUAAUGGAUGUACUGGACGGUGUGUACAGAGCACUGCAGUGUGGAUUUUUCAAUUUCAGUGAUUUUGAUCUGACAGAAUAUGAGUACUAUGACAACAUAGAACAUGGAGACUUAAAUUGGAUUCUUCCUAGUAAAUUUCUUGCCUUUUGUGGACCUUCAUCAGAACAUUUGACUGUAUAUAAACCACCAGAAUUUUAUUUGCCUUAUUUCAAACGUAACAGCAUUAGCACAGUAAUUCGUCUUAACAAAAAAGCUUAUGAUGCACGUGUGUUUAUAGAUGCAGGAAUUCAACACUUUGAUUUAUAUUUUAUGGAUGGUGGUGUCCCUUCACAAAUGAUUGCUGAAAAAUUUCUAAAAAUAACAGAAGCUGCUAAAGGAGCAGUUGCAGUACAUUGCAAGGCUGGACUUGGGCGCACAGGAUCUCUCAUAGGAGCCUAUCUUAUGAAACACUACCGUAUGACUGCUCAAGAAGCUAUAGCUUGGUUGAGAAUAUGUCGCCCUGGAUCUGUGAUUGGUCGUCAACAAACAUGGUUAGAAGACAUGGAAUAUUGGCUCUGGAAAUGUGGGGAAGCAUAUCGAAUACAACAUCAUGGUGAUGGUGAUAAAAUUCCAAGACAUGCUUUUGGCAUAUACAGUAUUAAAGCAAAAUUAAUUGCAAAUAGAAAACCAGUUGCAAAUGGAUCUGAUAUAGUGCUUCCAAAAGGAGUUGGUUUUUUGAAGUAUCUUUUGGAAGAGGAGACCCAAGACAAAGAAGAUGCCACUAGCACAUUCUAUGCAGCAAGUGAUAUCAAGCCAAUAUGUAAGAAAACUAAAUUAAAUCGUCGGAGAGACUUUAAAAUACCUUAUUCACAAUCCAGUCCUAGAUCAGAAGUAAAAGCACAAAGCUUGAUUGUUAAAAGUUGUCCCAGUAAAAAAUUUCCAGUUGAAAAACAUGAGGAAGUAUUGUCAGGAAAUAAACGAAUUGUGCAGACCAACAAAAAAGAAAAGAAAAGUCUUUCCAUUUGUAAUAAAAAAGAAAAAGAAACAAAAGAAGUCAAAGAGAGCAAAGAAGAGCUCACACAGGGAGAUCAUUUGAAUAUGAUUAAGACCAUGAGAUCCAGAGUGACAAGGCAGCUCCAAAAGCAUGACAUGAAACAGCCUAUAAAAGGCAAUAAAUAAAAACGUAUGAGAGAACUCAACAAGAAAAGGGGUAUGCAAAAGAAAAAAGACAUAAACAUUAUAUUUUCAAAAUGUCUUGAAUAUCUUAGGUUUAAUUUUGGAAGCAAUUUUACAAAGUUUUGUAUAAACAUGCAACUUGUUUUGUAACAUGGUGUAUUUUCAGAGAUAUAUUUUAUUUUGAUUUACCUUUCUCUUUGUAUAAUCAAACCUGUUAUAUCAGUAUCAAAUAAAUACUGUGUUAAACAAGGGUGUAUGUAAUGAAUAGAUGACACGUAUGGAAUUAAAUGUUCC